AUGGCCCAGUCCGUGUGGGGCUACGACAGCGACAACGGACCCGAGCGCUGGCACGAAAACUACCCGCUGGCCAAGGGCGACAAGCAGUCGCCCAUUGAGAUCAACAGCAAGGAGGUGCAGCACGACUCCUCUCUCGCCUCCUGGCACGCCAGCUAUGACCCCGGGGCAGCGAAAACCAUCCUGAACAACGGGCGCACCUGCCGCGUCGUCUUCGACGACACUUUUGAUCGAUCAGUGCUGAGGGGGGGCCCGCUGAGCGGCGCGUACCGCCUGCGGCAGCUGCACCUGCACUGGGGCUCCAGCGACCAGCACGGCUCCGAGCACGCCAUCGACGGCGUCAAGUACGCGGCGGAGUUACAUAUGGUGCACUGGAAUCCAAAACACGGUAAUUUUGCUGGAGCUUUAAAACAACCUGAUGGUGUAGCUGUUGUGGGCAUUUUUCUCAAAGUUGGAAACACUCCCAAACCAGAGAUGAAGAGAAUUCUUGAAGAAAUUGAAAAUAUUAAAACCAAGGGGAAGGAGGCUCCUUUUCAACAUUUUGACCCUUCAAUUCUUUUCCCCAAAUCUCGUGACUACUGGACCUACCACGGUUCUUUCACCACACCCCCCUGUGAGGAGUGCAUCACUUGGAUUCUCCUGCGGGAGCCGAUUGAAGUCAGCUCAGACCAGAUGGCAAAGCUCCGUAGCCUUUCCAAGAACGCUGAGAAUGAACCCAUGAGCCCUCUUGUUGACAACUGGCGCCCGCCACAGCCCCUGAAGGGCAGGAUAGUGAGAGCCUCAUUCAAGUAA
Lonchura striata (white-rumped munia) is the source of this 789-nucleotide messenger RNA. RefSeq names its product carbonic anhydrase 3. Gene Ontology annotation, molecular function: zinc ion binding; carbonate dehydratase activity. Gene Ontology annotation, cellular component: cytoplasm; cytosol. The record is from RefSeq and is a predicted model, not a curated record. Lineage: Eukaryota; Metazoa; Chordata; Aves; Passeriformes; Estrildidae.